AUGCCGCUCUCCGACUUUGGCACCCUCAUCCUCCAUCACAUCAUCUUCGUCACGUACUUGGUCUACUUCCACAUUGCCUUCUCGCAUAUGGAGGAGGCUGCGCUCGUGGCCUUGUACUGCGUCUGCAAGCUGCUCGCCCGCCGCUUCGAGGACAUUGACGGCCCGCCGCCGGAAUGGCCCCCGCCCGCCAUAGACUGUCUAAAUCAUGUCAUGGCCAGCGCCGAGAAGGCGUCUCCCAAUCACAGGAUUGGCAUCAGAGACCGCAUUGCGUGUUACCAGUGGACCUACUUCACCAUGACCAUGUCCACGGGUGGCAUUGCCAACAUCCUUCAUGCAUUGAAAUGGAAAUACCCAUGGAUCCACGGCAUUGGCGUCUUCUUUGUCCUCCUCAACGCCGUCCUCUUCAUUGGAAAUUGUGUGCUGCUCUCCAUCCGAUUCCGCUUACGCCCCGGUACCUUCACCCGCUCUUUCACCGACCAAUUCGAAUCUCUCUUCAUCCCAGCCUUUUUCGUAUCCAUCGCCGUCAUCAUGAUCAACACUUGUCAGUACGGGAUCCCCAGCUCCGGCCCCUGGCUCCUCCGCACCAUGGAGAUCAUGUUCUGGAUCCAUGCUGCUGUGAGCGUCUGCGCCAGUGCUGGUCUCUACCUCAUUCUCUGGUCAACGCUCGUCUUCCCCGUCCACACGAUGACUCCAACUUGGGUCUUUCCCGCUUAUCCUCUCCUUCUUAAUGCACCCUUCGCCGCGAAUCUCAUCUCCGCCGCCCAAAGAUCCGGACGGACCCUCUCACUCGACCCCACGGCCAUGGCCCUAGGCGCCGCCACUCUCCAGGGCACUGGAUGUCUCAUUGCCUUCAUGAUCUCUGCCGCCUUCAUCUACCGUCUCAUGACGCAGAAGCUUCCCCGUGAUACGCAGAGACCAGGCAUUUUCAUGUCAAUAGGGCCAUACGGCUUCACUGCUGCCGGCAUAGCGCAACUUGGCAGCCAAGCCGAGUCCAUUAUGCCACCGGCCUUUUUGGGAACCCCUCACGUAGCCGCAAUCAUUAAGGUUGUUUGCGUCCUCGUCAGCCUCUGGCUCUGGGGUCUCGCUAUGUGGUUCUUCAUUGUUUGUGUCGGCUCCCUCUGGAAGUACACCCGACCCGGCAGCAGGAUGCCCUUCCAGAUGACUUGGUGGUCCUUUGUCUUUCCCAACACCGCCCUGGUCACAGCAACUGGUGUCAUGGGCGACAUCUUCGAAAGUAAUGGCCUGCACAUAUUCGCGUGCGUCAUGACCAUCGGCAUUAUCUGUGUAUGGAUUGGCGUCUUCGUGAGGAUGCUGUGGAGCCUCAAGACGAAGAAGCUUCUCUGGCCGAAAAACGACAUUUAGACUUGUUUGUUCCUUUCCAUUUGGUUUUGCACGUGGAUUGCGUGCAUCGCAGGGAACUCAUCUGCACUUUCACAGCAACUUCAUGUACAUACUAGGUUUUCUACGGUGGCUUGGAAGACCGAGGCAAGAUGUGAUGGAUUUAGAUACUAGGUCGCAUUCACGGUGGCGUUGAGGAUUAAUCGUUGAGACAUUUUGCGAGCAUAUAGAAGUUCAGCAUAGCCUGAAAUGGAAGCAUACGCAGCAGCAUUGCACAUUGGAAGUAUAAAAAUAA
Ilyonectria robusta is the source of this 1633-nucleotide messenger RNA. RefSeq names its product voltage-dependent anion channel-domain-containing protein. Gene Ontology annotation, molecular function: malate transmembrane transporter activity. Bases 1 to 1362 code for a protein of 453 amino acids. Gene Ontology annotation, biological process: malate transmembrane transport. NCBI's taxonomy places the organism in Eukaryota, Fungi, Ascomycota, Sordariomycetes, Hypocreales, Nectriaceae. Gene Ontology annotation, cellular component: membrane. The transcript has 10 exons. The record is from RefSeq and is a predicted model, not a curated record.